CUCUGCAUGUUUUGUGAGAGGAAUUUUAUGGAGGUGUUCUAAGCAAAAUGGUUCACACGAUUUGGAUUAGGAAACCAGUGUCGGCCUCAGGAGUGUGCUGAUCCGGCAACAGAAUCCCGAGGAAAAGCGUAGAGGUUUCAUUCACUUCCAAAUCUUAACCCUUUUCACCUUAACUCGACAAUGGCACUCACCGCCUUCUCUUCGCCGGUGGCUGCUCUUUCGCCGUUGAGCAUGUCCUCGCUCCGCGCCGCCCUUCCAGCUGCCCCCUCUGCUCGCAUCCAUUUCUGCCGUUUCUCCACCCCUUCGCAGUAUCCUGCGUCGCGAAGCAUCAGGUCUGGUCGCAACACGCAGAAAACCCUACGCUCCUUCUCCGGCCUUGCUCCGGUGUACCCUAUCUACUCCAACUUCUCCGAGAAUGUUACAUAUGAAAAUGGCUUUAGUGCAAUUGACAAUGGAAGCAGAUUCUUUGCAAUGAGACAUGGGAAACGUGUCCCAAAACUUAACAGACCCCCAGACCAGCGUCGUGCUUUGAUUCGUGGCCUCACAACUCAGUUGUUGAAGCAUGGUAGGAUUAAAACUACUAGAGCACGGGCAAGUGCUAUAAGGAAAUAUGUGGAUAAAAUGAUUACUUUGGCGAAGGAUGGAUCUCUUCAUAAGAGAAGACAAGCACUUGGUUUCAUCUAUGAGAAGCAGAUAGUGCAUGCUCUUUUUGCAGAGGUACAAGAUAGAUAUGGUGAGAGAAAUGGAGGGUACACUAGAAUUAUCAGGACCUUACCAAGGAGAGGCGACAAUGCACCAAUGGCAUAUAUAGAGCUUGUCUAGGUAAAAAAGGCUACUUGAAAUUGUUGAAAGCCUUUGAUCAUUUGAAGGUUUAUUUUGUAACCUUUAAGCAUAUUUUCACCGAGACUGAAAGUUCUUACAAAUUAUUCUAUGUUUUUGAUGAUCUGUUACUUGUGCUCAUAGAAUUGGAAGGAGUAUGCAUUUUCUCUCUUUUAUUUAUUUGCAAUCAAUAACUUUGUUGUUCCCCUA
This is a messenger RNA of Dendrobium catenatum, 1029 nucleotides long. Its product is annotated as 50S ribosomal protein L17, chloroplastic. The record is from RefSeq and is a predicted model, not a curated record. Gene Ontology annotation, biological process: translation. The coding region runs from base 181 to 822 and encodes 213 amino acids. Gene Ontology annotation, molecular function: structural constituent of ribosome. Gene Ontology annotation, cellular component: ribosome; cytosolic large ribosomal subunit. The transcript is spliced from 2 exons. NCBI's taxonomy places the organism in Eukaryota, Viridiplantae, Streptophyta, Magnoliopsida, Asparagales, Orchidaceae.